GAUAUUCACUGCAACACUGCCGAGAUCAGAAAACACUUACUCAGUACUACAUUAUGGGAUACAUGACUUCCGCAACGUCACCAAUGACACGUCUUCAAAAUGGCGGCCGCGGCUAUGGAGACGUGGAGGGUCCUGCUGCUGUUGUCCCUGUUGCCUGUGGUCCAGCCCUUCUAUGUUCCUGGAGUCGCUCCCCGGGACUUUCAUGAGGGUGACGUGGUAGAUAUUAAGGCAGUGAAGCUGACCAGCUCCCGUACCCAGCUUCCUUAUGAAUACUACUCCCUGCCUUUCUGUAAGCCAGAAUCUGUUUUCUACAAGGGAGAGAACCUUGGUGAGGUGUUACGUGGGGACCGUAUUGUGAACACCCUCUACAAUGUUGAGAUGAAUAAGCAGAAGAAAUGUGAGAUGGUGUGCAGCAAGAAAAAACUCACCAUAGAAGAAAGCAAGCUGUUUGCUGAGCGAAUUCAGGAAGAGUAUUAUGUUCACCUUAUUGCAGACAAUCUGCCAGUUGCGACCAGAUUAGAGUUUUACCCCAACAGAGAAGCAGCAGGGGAGGAGGAGCAGAAGAAAGAUGUGGUCAAAGAUAUCCAGUUUGAACAUGGCUACAGACUGGGCUUUGUCGACAGCAACAAGUUUUAUCUGCACAACCACCUGUCCUUCAUCCUGUACUUCCACAAGGAGAAGCUGGAGCAGGGGGAAGUUCACAACUACAGGGUGGUGCGAUUUGAGGUCAUACCACAAAGUGUAAAAGUAGAUGAUCUCAAGGCUGUGGAAAAUGAUAAAACUUGCACCUUGCCUGAGGCCAGUGGCUCUGCCCCCCAGGAGAUAGACCCGACCAAGGAGAAUGAGGUCCUCUUCACCUAUUCUGUCCACUGGGAGGAGAGCGAGGUGAAAUGGGCGUCUCGAUGGGACACGUACCUGACCAUGAGCGAUGUCCAGAUUCAUUGGUUCUCCAUUGUCAACUCUGUGGUCGUUGUCUUCUUCCUGUCUGGUAUUCUGAGUAUGAUCAUUAUCAGGACUUUGAGGAAGGACAUUGCUAACUACAACAGAGAAGAUGACAUAGAGGACACCAUGGAGGAGUCAGGAUGGAAGAAUGUCCACGGUGAUGUCUUCAGGCCACCUCAAUAUCCCAUGAUCCUCAGCUCUCUGCUGGGUUCAGGGAUCCAGCUCUUUUGCAUGGUCCUCAUUGUCAUCUUUGUUGCUAUGUUGGGCAUGUUGUCUCCAUCCAGUAGAGGAGCCUUGAUGACCACUGCUUGCUUCCUCUUCAUGUUCAUGGGUGUAUUCGGUGGCUACUUUGCUGGCAGAUUGUACCGCACACUGAAGGGCCAUCGAUGGAAGAAAGGAGCAUUUUGUACUGCAACUUUGUAUCCUGCAGUGGUUUUUGGAAUCUGCUUCAUCCUCAACUGUUUCAUCUGGGGAGAACACUCAUCUGGUGCUGUUCCCUUCACCACAAUGCUGGCCUUGCUGUGUAUGUGGUUCGGUAUCUCGAUGCCUUUGGUCUACCUGGGCUAUUACUUUGGUUUUCGCAAACAACCAUAUGAUAACCCAGUACGCACCAACCAGAUCCCUCGGCAGGUUCCGGAGCAGCGCUGGUAUAUGAACAAAUUUGUAGGAAUCCUGAUGGCUGGGAUCCUGCCAUUUGGUGCCAUGUUCAUCGAGCUCUUCUUUAUUUUCAGUGCCAUCUGGGAGAAUCAGUUCUAUUACCUAUUUGGCUUCCUGUUUCUAGUCUUCAUCAUUUUGGUGGUCUCCUGUUCUCAGAUCAGCAUUGUAAUGGUUUAUUUCCAGCUCUGUGCAGAGGACUACCGAUGGUGGUGGAGAACUUUCCUGGUUUCAGGAGGCUCUGCGUUCUAUGUCCUCAUUUACGCCGUCUUCUACUUCGUCAACAAGCUGGAUAUUGUGGAGUUCAUUCCCUCCCUCUUGUACUUUGGCUAUACGGCCCUGAUGGUCCUGUCUUUCUGGCUGCUAACGGGCACGAUUGGCUUCUAUGCAGCCUACAUGUUCAUCAGAAAAAUUUACGCUGCAGUCAAGAUUGACUAAGUCAUCACUGACGCUGCUCUUGUUAUUGUUGUGUUGGUUUUUUUUUUUUAAAUAUAUAUAUAUAUAUUUUGUCACAUUCUGUCUUUUAAUGUAUAUAUUUUUUAUUCUUCAUGUCCAACAAGCACUGACUUGUGUGUCGAGGGAACCAAGAGGGUUUUUUUUGGUUUUUUGGUUUUGUUUUUUUUUUCUCUGCACAACAUCCCCACCCACUGGCCUAAUGGGGAAGAACAGCAAGUUGGCAGAGCGAAACCAGCUAUUUCCUUCUUUCUCCCCUUGCUUCUAUGCCCCCCCCCCUUCCAGGACAGAAAUCCAGAGGGAAUUUCCCCUCUGAUGGGACUGUUAAUGUCUUCUGCUGUCUCACCUUGCACACAACACAGUGGGCCAAAGCUUGUUAAAUGAUACCUUUUUGUCAUUUGUCAGCAUUUUUGUCUUUUUGUUUGUGUAAUGAAUCUAACUUAUCCAGGUUUUUAUUUUUCAUCACACGAUUUAUCUUUGAUUUCAUUUCUUUCAGUCUUUAUCUGAUUUCCUUAUAUAAAUUCCUUCUUUCCUCCAAGGUCUGUUUUCACAUGUCACUUUGGUUUCAGUUUGGAGACUAUGGAGAUGGAGAUCAGGGAAGGACUAGGGAGUCUUAAUUGUGGUUAUGGUGUUAAAUUUGUUUUGGCGAACUGAUGUGGAUGGAAAUUAUGCUGGGAAGUUCUGCAUUGUAACAGAAGAAGGAAGAGAAGAAUUAAAUGUUCUAUAUUCUUUUUUUCUCCA
Scatophagus argus is the source of this 2790-nucleotide messenger RNA. RefSeq names its product transmembrane 9 superfamily protein member 4 (gene tm9sf4). Gene Ontology annotation, biological process: protein localization to membrane. The record is from RefSeq and is a predicted model, not a curated record. The coding region runs from base 100 to 2034 and encodes 644 amino acids. NCBI's taxonomy places the organism in Eukaryota, Metazoa, Chordata, Actinopteri, Scatophagidae. The transcript has 18 exons. Gene Ontology annotation, cellular component: membrane.